CCUCGCCCGCUCUCUGCUGCCGCUGUUAACAUUUUUAUCGCAAUCUAAUCACCGCAUUGUUUGCGGGAUUUUACCGCCGCUUCACGCACUGUGUAGUUAAGUGCAUCGUGUGGUGACGAUAGCUGCUAGACGUUUAUCGGGUUUUUAGUUUUAAACGCCGUGCCUUGGCGGAAAGGAGAGGAUUUGGUUUUAUUUAAGGUCAAUUGAGGAUGAAUGAGCAGGACAGUGGGGUGGUCUCCUUUGAUGAGUAUGUACGGCAGAAAGCCCGCACCGUGCCUCAGCACAGGAUGAAGGAGUUCCUGGAGUCCCUCGCCAAGGGCCCAGAGGUGCUGCAGGAGUUCAGCCAGCAGGGAGGGGCAGCCACCACCACAGCCAUGGUUUACCAGCAGCAGGGCACCAACUGUGUAUACACAGACAGCACAGAAGUGGCUGGCUCUCUCUUAGAGCUGGCUGGUCCGGUGACCUCGGCAGAGAUUUCACCUCAUCUUGUGCAUCAAGGGUCUGAACAGCAGCUACAGGUGCAGGUUCAGAUCCAGGAACAGCAAGGCCAAACAGUUGGCCAGGUCCUACAGGUGGCCUCCCCCUCUCAGCAGGACCUGCAGGGAAUCUCGACAACCCACUUUGUCCAGCAGGGAGAGCUCACAGAGGAGCAGCAGCAGCAGAUUCAGGCGCAGCUGGUUGCAGCUGUAGCUGGAGGACAACAAAUCCAUCUACAAGGAACGCAGCAUAUUCAGCUGCCAGGCGGCCAGCAUAUUCAACUUGAGGCAGGCCAACAUAUUCAACUACAGGGAGGCCAACAGAUUCAACUACAUGAUGGCCAGCAAAUUCAGCUACAGGGUGGCCAACAGAUUCAGCUACAGGGUGGCCAACAGAUUCAGCUACAGGGUGGUCAGCAAAUUCAGCUACAAGGCGGCCAGCAAAUUCAGCUACAAGGCGGCCAGCAAAUUCAGCUACAAGGCGGCCAGCAAAUCCAGCUACAAGGUGGCCAGCAAAUUCAGCAAAUUCAUCUACAGGGUGGACAGCAAAUCCAGCUACAAGGCGGCCAGCAAAUUCAGCUUCCAGGUGGCCAACAUAUUCAGCUACAAGGCGGCCAGCAAAUCCAGCUACAGGGUGGCCAGCAAAUUCAGCUUCCAGGUGGCCAACAUAUUCAGCUACAAGGUGGCCAGCAAAUCCAGCUACAAGAUGGUCAACAGAUCCAGAUUCAGACCAUAGAGGCCAUGUCUCCUUCGCAGCAACAGGACUCUCCCAGGGAUGCAGAGAGGAGGUCCACCACCGUCUCAACCGUUCUCCAACCUGCCAAGAAGCGUAAGGUUGAUGUUCCUCUUUCCGUGUCGUACGCUGUUCCACAGGGCCAACAGGUGGCCACAGUUCUAGCCAUCCCUCAAGGGCAGCAGCAAAGCUAUGUGUCCCUACGGCCAGAUUUGCUCACUGUUGACAGUGCACAACUGUACAGCACUACAGGAACAAUCACAGGUCCCACAGGAGAGACCUGGACCAUCCCUGUGUACUCCACUCCACAGCAGCAGGGGGUGACUCACAUCGCCAUACCACAGGACACAUACAACACAAUGCAAGUUACCACCACCAACGGUAAGGACAAAAUGUCCCCCAGUUCCUCAUCAAGGUCCACAGAUGUGCAGUCGGUCUCCACUGGGACACAAGAGGAAAUCGUACAGACCCUGUUCCCAGCUCAGUUCAUGAACGGGAACAUUCACAUCCCUGUGGCAGUGCAGACUGUAGGAGGCACCUACAACACUACACAGUCGGUACACAUAUGGGACCCAAAUCAACAGCAGAGCCAAGGGGAAGAGGGACAAGAGCAGCAGCUCCAUCUGCAGGGCCACAUGGAGACAGAGGGUCACGUCGAACCGACUACAGAGAUUAUGGUUCCUGUCUGCCUAAAGCCCGAGGAAGGCCUGGAGGUCUGGCGCCUUUGGGUGAAGCGAAAAAACGCAGAGCUAAACAAGCAGGAAAAGACGAAGCUUGCACCCAUAGGACGUCGUCAGCCUCUGCGUUUUCAAGAAGACUUGGUGUCCAGCGCGGUGGCUGAGCUAAACUUGGGUCUCUCCCUGAUGACGCAGGAGGCACGAGGAUCAGAAGAAGAGCAGUUCACAUCUGAUGUUCUCUAUUAUGUUUUUUUGUGUAUACAGAAGUAUCUCUUUGAAAAUGGACGUGUGGAUGAUAUUUUCUCCGAUCCGUAUUACACACGUUUUUGCGGGUGUUUACACAAAAUCCUGGAUGGUUGGAAACCCAGUGUCCAUCCUUUAGGUUAUGUCAUCCCAAGUCACGUGACAGAGGAGAUGCUGUGGGAGUGUAAACAGCUUGGUGCACAUUCACCGUCCACAUUGCUCACAACUCUUAUGUAUUUCAACACUAAGCAUUUCCACCUGACGACACCUGAACAGCACAUGAAAGUAGCUUUCUCAAAGGUCUUAAGACACACAAAGAAGAACCCCGCUAAUGCCAAGGACAAGGCAACCAGCAUCCGCCUUCUCAAAGGACAAGGACUAAACAGCAUAGGACAGAAAGGUGUUCAAAACAGAACUGAUGACAUGUAUGAAGAGCAGGCCGAGGAUCCAGAGAAUCCCCUUCGCUGCCCCAUUAAACUUUAUGACUUUUAUCUGUUCAAAUGCCCUCAAAGCGUUAAGGGACGUAAUGACGCAUACUACAUGACUCCAGAGCCUGUCGUCGCUCCGAACAGCCCGAUGUGGUACUCGUCUCAGCCCCUCACGACUCAGCAGGUGGAGCAAGUGCUGACCCGCAUCAUUGCGGUCCGAGAGAUCCAGGAGAUCAUCGGCAUUGACGGCAUGAGUUAAAUGGAGAGGACUUACUGGACUCGUGGGAACUUGGUCUCCUGUCACUGAUUGUUGACUAUGCAGUAUCCAUCCUGACUCUAUAAACCCCAAUGACCAUCAUCUCAAAUCAAAGGGAUCAAUCAUUAUUUCUCUCUUGAGGAGUGCAUCACAACAGCAAAGAUAUUUUUCUCUUCUUGAUUUUUUUCUGUUUUCAGCUGAUUGGUUGGACUUUUCUCUCUCUUGACUACCUUUGUAAGCCUUUGCCUCUGUAACCUUUAAACUGGCAAGUAAGGGACACUUUAGUCUCACCACUGCUGGACUGUGAUUCACCUCCUGCUCUCUGAGCUCUGCGGAGGUGGUACAUUUUCCUGAAAAAGUAUCACAACGAUAUGAGGAUAUUUAACCCUUCAGUACUUAACCUCACAGACCAUUUACCAAAUUGUCUCUUCAAAGUCCAACUAUAAUACAUGACAUCUUAAUGGACAAAUACCAGGACCACUUCUCACAACUUUUUUUUGUAUACUGACUGCAUUUUGGAUCAUGUAUUGAUACGUUCAAAGUUGAAGAACUUGUGCCUGUUUUAAAAAAAAAAAAUGACCUCAUAAUUUAUGCUUGUGGAUCAUUGAGUGAGUUGAUCCUCAGAUAUUCACAAGGUCAAAGUGCUAUAUUGUAGUCGUUCAGGAGAUCAGAAACAUUUUUUCUCAGGUCAAAGCUAGUGAUUUGAACACCCUUCAAGGAUUUUUGCCAACUUAUUGCUUUAUGUAUAGAAGGUUAUUAAACGGGACAUACAGAUGUAAAAGCCUUUGUUUAGUUAACAGUGUUAAUCCUUGUAUCAAAAGUCAUGACAAUUCAAAAUUGAAGAGUAUUUAACUCCAAACCAUCUGGGGAAAUGCAACUCUGAACUUUAAAAUAAGGAUUAGUUGGGGGCCUUUUCAAGAAUGACUUUUCACACCAACGGUCUCCAUACUCUAUUGAUGCCUCCCAUGAGAUGCCAUGUAUAUUUGAUUUUGGAUUACUACAUUGACAGAAAUAGUUGUGAUACAGUUCUGCUUCAUUUGUUUAUUACUAAAAAUCAGUUGUAUAGCAUUGUUCGGUCAU
Messenger RNA from Anoplopoma fimbria (sablefish), 3893 nucleotides. Its product is annotated as transcriptional regulator QRICH1-like. NCBI's taxonomy places the organism in Eukaryota, Metazoa, Chordata, Actinopteri, Perciformes, Anoplopomatidae. Bases 210 to 2816 code for a protein of 868 amino acids. The record is from RefSeq and is a predicted model, not a curated record. The transcript is spliced from 12 exons.